CAGGAACAACCCACCUAAACAAAUUCUGAACAGUCCUUCCUCUCCUAAAGCAGUGGGUAGUGGACUGCAGCAGUUUUUUGUAACUUUGAAGCCAGAGAAUCUAUUGGCCGGCAAUUCCGAGCACCUCUUGGGAGUGGAGACUGACGGACCAUUUCCAGCCAUCUACCAUGGAUUUUGACCGAAACUACCGUGUGAAACUGAAUGAUGGGAACCGAAUCCCCGUGCUUGGCUUUGGGACCUCUGUCAUCAGUCCGGAUGAAAAUAUGAAAUCUGAGGAGAUUAUUAAAGUGGCUAUUGAAGGUGGUUUCCGCCAUUUUGAUGGAGCCCUUGUGUACGGGAAUGAAGGGGCAGUGGGAAAGGCCUUCCGAGCUAAGAUGGCAGAUGGCACCGUCAAGAGGGAGGACAUAUUUUACACCGGGAAGCUGUGGUCCACUUAUCACCGCCCAGAGUUGGUUCGGAAAGGUCUGGAGCAAUCGCUGAAGUACCUGCAACUGGAUUAUCUCGAUCUCUUCAUCAUCCAUUAUCCCUACUCUUUUAAGCCCGGAGGAGAGUUUCUAUCACUGGAUGGAAACAAGAAACCAACCCCAGAUGAUGUAGAGCUUCGAACUACAAGGGAGGUUCAAGCAUCAUCCCAUGUUUACGUCGCCUAAAGACUUUUAACAGCAUUCCCCAGCCCCGCCAGCCCAAAAUUCAUUCCUGGUGUCCUGUUCCCAGGACCAGAGGGUGGCCCUAGCCCACCCUCCUCCUCCUCUUCCUCCUCAGAAACCUGUGUAGACAUGGUGAUAAGGCGGUAAUCCUGGUAUGGAUCUGGGAGCCAGUUCAAGGAAAUCACAGGUGACCAAGCAUCAGCCUGGAAGGAGAAUAAAGUUAAGU
This is a messenger RNA of Tachyglossus aculeatus (Australian echidna), 873 nucleotides long. RefSeq names its product dihydrodiol dehydrogenase 3-like. Gene Ontology annotation, biological process: steroid metabolic process. Gene Ontology annotation, cellular component: cytosol. The coding region runs from base 168 to 650 and encodes 160 amino acids. The transcript has 6 exons. Lineage: Eukaryota; Metazoa; Chordata; Mammalia; Monotremata; Tachyglossidae. The record is from RefSeq and is a predicted model, not a curated record. Gene Ontology annotation, molecular function: aldose reductase (NADPH) activity; steroid dehydrogenase activity; ketosteroid monooxygenase activity.